ACGUCGAGCGGCUUACGAGGGUUUAACAGUUAAAACAUCGGUACCAUAACGAAGUAUUGCGCGUCUAAUUUACUCUAUAAAGUUUUGGAUGAGUUUUCAAAAACCGUGCGUAACAAAAACUGAUUGUUCGGUUUUGAAUUGGUGAACGAUUAUUUUGAAAAUAUAACUGAUAUUCCACAGAUCGAAGGAACGGUGAAAAAAUGUGUUCAAGAUUACAUUAAUCAGAGUAAUCAUCGAUAAUAAAACGAAGAUGCACCUCAAAUUAUUCAAAAACUUCUUAAGGACUUUCAACGGACAUUUUGUGAAAAUAAAAUUCAAAUUGGUGAAUACGUCGCGUUUGUGUAAAUUAUCUAAUUUAGUAUUUGUUUUGUUGUUAUUUACUAGUGUAAGUUUUGUACAAUGCAAUAAACCACCUAAGUUUUUAACAGACGGCCAAACUGAAAUUGUUAUAAGACUGAGGGAAGGAGCCGAAACACCUGUAGGUUCAUUAAUUUAUAAAAUACAAGGUUUUGAUGAAGACAAUGAUUAUAUAAAAUUUGGAGUUAGCCGAUUUCCAGGAAGCGAUGUAAUUCGUAUAGAAAAUAUAACACCCACUGAAGCUAACAUAUACUUAAAUAAAGAACUUGAUAGAGAAAUUCAAGAUGAAUAUUCUCUAGUACUAACUGUUACGGAUGGACAUCUUGGUUACGGUAAUUAUGUAACCCAAGGGUUACUAUUAUUGGUAGAAGAUGUUAACGACAAUACACCAGUUUUUAAGAGUUACCAACCAACGAUCACAGUACCUGAAGACCUCAAACCCAGUACAAUCACAACUCUAGAAGCUAGUGACGCCGAUGAAGGUGCUUACGGACAAGUUAUCUAUUUUUUGGAAACCGUAGAUGAAGAUCAAGACUUAUUCGCCAUCAACACUGUAGGUGAAAGAGCUGUUCUACGUUUGAUAGGUUCACUGGAUUAUGAGAGACAAACCGUACAUCAACUCAAAGUAUUGGCAGUUGAUAGAGCAAAAGAAGGAAGAGUGAACACUGGCACUGCGGCUAUUUUGAUUAAAGUUGAGGAUGUUGAAGAUCAACCACCUGAAUUUGUUAGAAUAACGCCUUUCGUUAAAGUAGAAGAGAACAGCCCAAUUGGAACCUCAGUUUCUAGAGUGGUAGCUGUCGAUGGAGACCGUGGUGUUAACAACUCAAUCGAAUACUAUUUACAUUCAAACGGUUUGAAUAAAAUGAGCGAUUUUUUUUCUAUUGAAAGAAGUACAGGCGUAAUUUUUACAACAGGUAUUUUGGAUCGCGAAGCUCUACCUGGGGAAUCUGGGACAUACAUUUUACAAAUCACAGCAAAAGAAAUUGGUAGCAGCAUAAUUCCUGUUCCAAUUACCAUUACUGAAAUGACUGUAAUGAUAACAGAUGUGAACGAUGAAAAACCAACAUUUAAAAAUAGUUAUUACAAAUGCGAAAUAGCCGAAAAUUCGCCAAUAAAUACGCCGUUAACUUUUUUGGGAAACGCUUCACCCGAAGUGUAUGAUUACGAUCAGGGAGUUAAUGGAACAUUUUAUUUAUACGUGAAAGGUGAUGUCGAUGCGUUUGAUGUAACUCCUAGUAAAGUCGUGAAUGAAGCUACUUUUAUGAUUAGAGUAAAGAAUAGCAGUUUGCUCGAUUAUGAAAAUUCCAAGAGGUUCAACUUAACAUUAGGCGCCAAAGAAAUAAUCAAACGCAACCCGAAAUACAGCGAGGUUGCCGUUAUAGUCAAUUUGUUGGAUAGGAAUGAUAAUUUCCCGGAAUUUUCGAAAAGUGUUUAUGAAGUUUCGGUACCAGAAAAUUGCGAAAUCGGUACUACUGUAGCUUGGAUACAAGCUUUCGACAAGGAUUCCGGCAAAUUCGGAACCAAAGGAAUCAGAUACACUAACCUAGCUGGAAGUAUAGAUCAUAUGUUGAAUCUGCAUCUAACCACAGGCGUAAUAACUGUAAAAAUAGAAGGAGGUCCGAAUUGGGAUAGAGAGAAGAUCUCCAGACAUUAUCUAACAGUAGAAGCUAGAGAUGAUAUGGGUUUUGGAAAUCGAAAUUCCGUACAAUUGAUAAUAAAUAUCGAAGACGUCAAUGAUAAUGCCCCUCUUUUUACUCAAAGUAAAUAUGAGGCUCGAUUGAUGGAGAAUAAACUAGAAUUUGAACAAUAUUUAAAAGUUGAAGCCCUAGAUGCAGAUUUAAAUGGUACCAAAAACAGUGAGAUCGAGUACGAACUUCUGGGUGAAUUGGCUAGCAAUUUCACAAUAGACCGAACCACAGGUGUAAUCGAAGUAAAGUAUCCAAUAGAUUUCGAAAGUAUACAGGAUUCAUCUUCAAAAAGCGUUUGUAUAAUAUUCCUCAGUGUACGAGCUAGAGAUUUGGGUACGCCGAGUCUAUUUAGUCAGGUACCGCUUUCGAUUUAUGUCGAAGAUGUCAACGAUCACGUACCCAUAUUUGAAAACGACUAUUAUAAUAAAUCGAUUGUUGAAACUUCACCAAGCGGGACUUCGAUCAUUCAGGUUAAAGCGCAAGAUUUUGACGGUUCUUCUCCAAACAAUCAAGUCGUUUAUCGAAUUCAAACAGGAGCGUCUGAUAAAUUUACAAUAGAUGCUGAAACUGGUGUAAUCAGAGUUGCAAGAGGCGCUUCUUUGGAUCCUGAUUCAACUCAACCACGUAAAACGUUUUAUUCUUUGAAAGUACUCGCGAUAGAUGGCGCACCUGGUGAUAAACAGUUACAAAAUACCGCUGAUGUUAACAUCAAUAUUAUCGACGUCAAUAAUAAAGCACCUGUUAUAUCGAAUCUUGAACCAAUUUCGAUUCAUGAAAAUUUACAAGUGGGAAAAGUAAUUGCGAAUAUAACAGCCUCUGAUCCGGAUACUAAUGCUAGACUCGUUUACAAAAUUGACGAGAAAUCUUGUUUGGCUAAAAACGAAAAAGGAAGUUUGUUGAAAUACGACGAUUAUGAUUGCGCCGGAUCUUUCAAUUUAGAUUUGUAUACCGGUAUACUAUCCAUAGCAAAAUUAUUGGAUAGAGAAAUUGUUGAACAAUUCCAGCUAGGAGUUACAGUCGAAGAUAUUAACACGGAAACUGGACAACAAAUAAGUUUUGGCUCGAUACAAAUUAAUAUUGAAGACGUCAAUGACAAUGCGCCCAAAUUCAGAAAAUCUUUUUAUAAAUUCAUUGUUACGGAAAAUAGUAAACAUGGUACACCGAUUGGAGCAAUCGCUGCCGACGAUGUUGAUAAAAAUCGUACGAUCACUUAUCUAUUAGAAGGACCUCGGAAUUUGGUUAAUUUAUUUCAUCUAAAUACAGCCGACGGAGAUAUUGUCGUAGCAAAUAAAAUCGAUCACGAGGUUUAUGAAUGGAUCAAUUUAACGGUUAAAGCUACCGAUAGUGGAUUUCCUCCUCGUUCGAGUAGAGUCGAACUGUUUAUACAAAUUUUAGACGAAAACGACAACAGUCCUUCUUUUUCACCGGAACCUUCAACUCUUAUUAUUCCCGAAGAUAUCCACGUUGGUACGGAAAUAACGAAAGUCGAGGCCACUGAUGCGGAUUCCGGUGAAUACGCUAAGAUAACUUAUCUGUUGGACAGAUUAUCUUCACAGGGAAAAUUCAGUUUAGAUAGUGAAACGGGUGUUUUAAGAGUGUCGGAAAAAUUGGAUAGAGAGGAAAAACCCACUUAUCUAUUGAUAAUAGAAGGUUGGGAUAAUUAUCAAUAUGGUUUUAAUAGUGGAGAAAGUAGAAAUGCUUUUAAACAAAUCAAUAUUACUAUAAAAGAUGUCAACGAUAACAUCCCUGUAUUACACGUACCGGAAUAUUGCAUCAAUAUAACUGAAUUCCAUGAGCCCGGACAACCGAUCACAAGACUUCAUGCCUCGGAUGCAGAUGAUCCUGAUACAGGAAAUGGACAGGUGAUUAUUGACAUCGUCGAUGGAAAUCUACAUAAUCUCUUCGAAUUGCAAACAAUCAGCGAAUGGUCGGUGGAUAUAAGAACGACUACUUCUUUGCGAGGAAGACACGGAAAUUAUACCGUUGUCUUAAAAGCGCAAGAUAUGGGAAUACCUAGUCUUUCAGUUGAAGAAGCAGUGCGUAUAUGUGUUACCGAUUAUAAUGAUCAUCCGCCGGUGUUUAUCAGUCCUCCGCCAAAUUCCACUUUAAAAGUGCCAGAGAAUGCAACUGUUGGUAGUGCAUUGAUACAAAUAUUAGCAACCGAUGAAGACAUCGGAUCGAAUGGUGCCGUUAGAUAUAAAUUAAAAACCGACCCGGCUGGUCACUGGAAAUUUUUCGAAUUACAACCGAUUUCUGGUAUAUUGGAACUUAGAUUACCGUUCGAUAGGAAAAAACAAAAAAUUUAUGACAUCAGGAUAGAAGCUUAUGAUUUGGGAGUUCCGACGCCGUUAAGCUCCGAGUUAGAUUUAACAGUGUACGUCAGCGAUAUAAAUAAUUAUCAACCUCAAUUUAUGAUAGAUGAAUACCAUGUUAACUUCACAGAAAAUGUAUCGCCAGAAGUAGAAAUCAGGAAAUUACCAGAUACUGUGGACAGAGAUGAAUUUGAAUACGACGGACCAUCAAGACCGGUUUGUUAUUACAUAAUUGGUGGGAACGAAGACAAAAUGUUUCAUAUUAAUCCAAUAGAUCACACCCUGAUGCUGACAAGGAAAUUGGAUAGAGAAGAAAAAGAUACGUAUAUUUUAUUAAUAAAAGCAACAGAAGAAUGCAACAAAAGUCCGAAGAAUCAAAGUUUUUUCGACUCCGAUGAUGAUACGCAGCUUAAAGUUGUUGUCAAAGUUUUGGACGUAAACGAUAAUGCACCUAAAUUUAUACACCGAGUUUUCACUGGUGGAGUCAGUACUGCUACAAGUUUCGGAACGAAAUUUAUGUUCGUUAAGGCAGAAGAUGCAGACGAAGGUAGUAAUAGUAAAAUUUCUUAUUAUUUGGUGGGAAAUACGCAAAUGACAUUAACUGAGGGAUUGGAUAAUUUGGAGAGAGCUCCGUUUUUGGUCGAGAAGGAAACGGGAGCGAUACAAUUAAACUUCGAUCCUCAAAGAGGAAUGAAAGGAUAUUUCGAUUUUAUGGUACUGGCGAAUGAUACUGGAGGUUUACUGGACACUGCGCGCGUUUUUAUUUAUUUAUUAAGAGAAGAUCAAAGAGUACGUUUCGUACUUCGCCAAAAUCCUCCAGAAAUAAGAAACCGCAUCGAAACAUUCAGAGAGAUUUUGGGCAACGUUACCGGAGCAAUAGUAAACAUAGACGAAUUUCGAAUACACGCGAACCACGACGGUAGCAUAGAUAAAACCAGAACCGAUCUGUAUCUGCAUCUGGUAGAUAGAAAAGAUAAUUCUAUAUUAGAAGUAGACGAAGUUUUGAAAUUGGUAGAUCAAAAUACGGAAAAAUUGGAUAGUCUCUUCAAAGAUUUCAACGUAUUAGAUACCCAACCGGGUGGUACACUGGCACUAAAAUCUCAACUACAAAACGCUAAUACUACGUUCUGGUUAUCGGUUUCUUGUCUAUUUUUGACACUUCUACUGAUGCUUUGCUUGGCCUUGUGCAUCAAUCAAAGACAAAUAUACCAUAGGAAAUUGAAGGCUGCUACAGCUACUGCUUUUGUGAGUGCAGAUUCCGAACUCGAAGGACGUGUACUGGGCGGCAUCCUUAGCGGAAGAGUUCCCAACACCAAUAAACAUAGUUUAGAAGGAAGCAAUCCAAUUUGGUUGAAAGCUUACGAAAAUGAAUGGUUUAAAAAUAUUGACGACAUAAGUCAAUCGGAACAUGAUUCACUAGAUGAAAAUGUCAUCUGUUAUGAAGACUCACUACCAACAACCGAUCAAAUACAAGAUACCCAAGACAGACAUCAAAACCUUUAUCAAACAUUACCGGUGCCUGCUUCUAGAAAAUUAGAAACAACUGAGUUAUGAUUCAAUUUGAAAAUUAAUAAUUAUUUCAAAGGAAAUCGAGUUUCGCCGUUAUCAGAAAUAUCAGACGAAUCUGCUUAAAGAAAAGUUUAUUUUGCCAUAAUGUAAUACAAAUUAUAAAUGCAAAUAUAAUAAUUAUUAUGUAUGUAAGGAUAAUUAUUAACUAGGUUCUGAUCAGCUUUAAGUGCAAAUACCUUCAAAUUCAGAAAUGAAAAACUAAUGUUAGUAGUAAAAAGAUUUGAAGAUUGAGUCGCUGAAUCCAAAUACGCCCGGAUUUUUUGCGAAAAACUGUUUUGUUUAGAUUGCAAUUGGUUGAACGAAUUAUUAACAAAUAAUUUGUUCGGUCCGACAAUUUCUUUUAUGCAAAUAUGGCCCAAUUUAAGAAGAUAAGGUCUCUUGUAAUUUUUCCGUAAAAUGCAUAUUUGAAAAUUUAUAGAUUUUUUAAAAAUUGAAAAAUCGAUGAUUUUUACUAACUUUCGAUGUUAAUAACUUUUGACCAGCUGAACAUUUUUUAAAAUUAAAAAAUCGUACUUGUUCUUUGAAUUUUACUCUACAAAUUGGUAUAUUUUGAUAUUAGUGCAGGUCCGGCUCUUGGCACUUAUCGCGAUUAAGCUCUUUCUAAAUGUUGCAGCGCGUGGCGACAAGCCUCGAUUUCCGCGCGCCGAACGCAGGCGGCUCUGGCGCACGUUUUAUGUCGUUAACUGGUGUAGUUUAUGGAUUGGUGGAAUAAUUGGCAAUUUAAUGCUUUGAACCAGUAAAUUGAACAGCUACACCAUACAACCCCACAAUUCUUGACUUUAUCCUUUGGGGCUGUGUAAAGUCCAAAGAAAAACACAUUUUUUUGCCAAAAAUCGAUUUUAUUCAUUAACGUUAUCUCCUUAAAGAGCAAUACAAUCAUUCCAACGCUUCUCUAACUUCUCGAUGCCGUGCUUUUAGAAAGAUUUGUCUUUUGCCUCAGUUUUAUCAAUUGCUUCUUCAUUUGAGCUGAAUUUCUCACCGGCGAGCAUUUUUUGAGAUCAGCGAAUAGCCAGUUAGUCACUGUAGUCCAGAUCUGGACUAUACGCUGGAUGAGGAAUCAAUUCGAAGUUUAAUUCAUUCAAUGAUUCAUUCAAGUCCACUCAGAUGAUGAUCCUUUUGAUUCCGGAGGGAAGUGAUGGAUCCAUGUUUUAUCCCUGGUCGCAUAUCAAAGCAAAAAAUAUGAUUUAUUACAUGUAAACAUGGCCAAACACUGCACUCAAUCAUCGACACGUUGUGGUUUUUGAUCGACUGUGAGUUAACGCGACACCCACUUUGAAAAAAGCCUUCUCAGGGUCAUAUGUUCAUACAAAAUUGUAAACACACUGCCUUCUGAUAACUUCACGACCUCAGUUACUUGACGCGAUUCCAAUUUACGAUUAAUUAUAAGCAAUUUUUCUGGAGUAACUACAUCAAUUAGACGACCAGAACAUUCACCAUCAUCGACGUCUGUACGACCACGUUCAAAUUCAGCAAACUAAUAACCAAUGGUUCUUUUCGAUGGAGCAGAGUCCGUAUAACCCUUUUGAAUUUCAUACAAUAUUUUUUUCACCAAAAAGCAAUGAUAAAUUAACCCGCGAAAUUGUUUGGAAAAUAACAAAAGUAGCUUCAUUUAAAUGGCUGUCACUUUUUUCUAACUGCUCGAAAUGUCAUGAAACUUCACACAAAGUUUUUCGAAAGUUGGUACUUCACAUGCGUCAUAUGAAUUUGAUAAAUGCAGCGCCAUCUGUGUGUAAGUCACUCGACUUAUUGAGUGAUGUAGUCACAAGGUUUAUGCAAAAGGGAUAAUUCAAUUUAGAGGGUCUAUACAUUAUUUUUAAACCAUUUUAUUCCCUG
Molecule: messenger RNA, 7759 nt
Organism: Diorhabda carinulata
Lineage: Eukaryota; Metazoa; Arthropoda; Insecta; Coleoptera; Chrysomelidae
Product: cadherin-23
Exons: 25
Coding region: 251-5911 (1886 amino acids)
Biological process (GO): homophilic cell-cell adhesion
Cellular component (GO): plasma membrane
Molecular function (GO): calcium ion binding
Source: RefSeq, a predicted model, not a curated record